Messenger RNA from Opisthorchis viverrini, 987 nucleotides. RefSeq lists its product as hypothetical. The transcript has a single exon. The record is from RefSeq and is a predicted model, not a curated record. Gene Ontology annotation, cellular component: cytoplasm. Gene Ontology annotation, biological process: carboxylic acid metabolic process. Lineage: Eukaryota; Metazoa; Platyhelminthes; Trematoda; Opisthorchiida; Opisthorchiidae. Bases 1 to 987 code for a protein of 328 amino acids. Gene Ontology annotation, molecular function: L-lactate dehydrogenase (NAD+) activity.
AUGGCCGCAAUUUUGAAACCAGUCGCGCCAGAAUGUUUGAAAGGUAAACCAAGGACGAAAAUCACGGUUGUCGGUGUUGGGGCUGUUGGAAUGGCAACUGCAUUUUCUCUCUUAGACGUAACUGGGGAGCUGUUUCUGAUUGAUGUCGCAGAGGAUAAGAUAAAGGGAGAGGUUCUGGACCUACAACAUGGCCAACAGUUUCUGAGGCGUUGUAAAAUUAGCGGGGGCACUGACUACAAAGAUAGCGCGAAUUCCGACAUUGUGAUCAUUACGGCUGGUUGUCGUCAAAGUGUUGGAGAGUCGAGACUGAGCUUGGUCCAGAGAAACAUUGAUAUUUUCAAAAAAAUGAUUCCACAGAUAGUGAAGUACAGUCCCGAGUGCAUUCUCGUGGUUGUAUCGAAUCCAGUGGAUGUACUGACCUAUGCUGCUGCGAAACUAAGCGGAUUUCCCCGGCACCGCGUUAUUGGAACUGGAACCAUGCUUGAUUCUGCCAGAUUUCGAUACCUUCUUGGAGAUCGAUUGGGUGUCUCCGCAAAUUCCGUACAUGGGUAUAUCAUCGGUGAGCACGGAGAUUCAAGUGUACCCGUCUGGAGUACUGUUAGUGUCGCUGGAGUGAGACUUUCGUCAAUUUAUCCACUCAUCGGAACCACGGAAGAUCCAGGAAACUUUAGUGAAGUACACCAGCAGGUGGUAAACAGUGCCUACGAAAUAAUUAAACUCAAGGGAUACACAUCGUGGGCUAUUGGGCUUACCUGCAAGUCACUGUGCAAUGCUAUUCUAAACAAUUUGCAUACUGUUUACCCGCUUUCCACGAAUGCCCAAGGAAUUCAUGGGAUCAGUGAGGACGUGUGUCUCAGUCUUCCGUGUUUGGUAACAUCUGUUGGAGUUAGCCACGUGAUUCCACAACAGCUCAAUCCAGAGGAACUCGAGAAGAUUCGAGCAAGUGCAAGUACACUGUCGAGUGUAAUAAACGCAAUCAAAUGGUAG